This is a messenger RNA of Rhineura floridana, 9138 nucleotides long. It is a transcript of the gene WNT6, whose product is annotated as Wnt family member 6. The coding region runs from base 8 to 1450 and encodes 480 amino acids. Gene Ontology annotation, biological process: multicellular organism development; cell fate commitment; canonical Wnt signaling pathway. The record is from RefSeq and is a predicted model, not a curated record. NCBI's taxonomy places the organism in Eukaryota, Metazoa, Chordata, Lepidosauria, Squamata, Rhineuridae. The transcript is spliced from 4 exons. Gene Ontology annotation, cellular component: extracellular region. Gene Ontology annotation, molecular function: cytokine activity; frizzled binding.
GAGGGAGAUGGCAAUCGGUGCGCUCGGAAUGCGCCGCUUGGCACUCACUCAGCCCCCUCCCCCCUUUUCUCUCACUCCCUCUCUGUCUUUCGCCGUCCCCUCCCCGCGCUCCGCUUUGCCUGUCAGGGGGAAGCAGCCUCGUCCGUCCCUCCCUCCCUGCCUGCCUCCUGCCUGCCUGCCUGGCUCUCCUCCUCCGCCCGGGACGGGGCUGAGGAGCAGCCGCUCGCCCAGCCCAGCGAGUGGCUUCCAAAGCCCGCUCGCCCCGUGCGCUCGCGCUCUCGUUCUCUGCGCCUCCGAGGGCGCACGCUGCGCCGCGCUGGAGAAGGGACCGGCGCCGGACCUGCCGGGCCGUCUUCCAGCUCCUUGUCGCUGCCUCCCUGUACCCAGGAUGUUGCUCCCAUCUCGGACCCAGCUGGGGCUUUUCUUCAUCUUGCUUUGCCCGGCCAACAUCAUCGGGCUGUGGUGGGCAGUGGGCAGCCCAUUGGUCAUGGAUCCCAACAGCAUUUGCCGGAAGACCAAGCGGCUGGCUGGGAAGCAGGCUGAACUGUGUCAGACAGAGCCUGAGAUCGUACAGGAGGUGGCCAAAGGUGCCAGGCUGGGCGUGCGGGAGUGCCAGUACCAAUUCCGCUUUCGUCGCUGGAACUGCACCAGCCAAAGCAAAUAUUUCGGAAAGAUCCUACAGCAGGAUAUCCGGGAGACAGCCUUCGUCUAUGCCAUCACAGCGGCUGGUGUGAGCCAUGCAGUUACCCAGGCCUGCAGCAUGGGCGAGUUGCUGCAGUGCGGAUGUGAGGCGACUCGAAGCCGCUCACCUCCUCUGCCCCCUGCCAUUACAGGGUCAGAGGGCUCUGCUUGGGAAUGGGGCGGCUGUGGGGAUGAUGUUGACUUUGGCUAUGAGAAAUCCCGCCAGUUCAUGGACGCUAAGCGCAAGCGUGGCAAGAGUGACAUUCGAACCCUUAUCGACCUGCACAACAAUGAAGCGGGACGCCUGGCAGUGAAGAACCACAUGAGGACAGAGUGCAAGUGCCAUGGGCUUUCAGGUUCCUGUGCCUUACGCACCUGCUGGAAGAAGAUGCCCCCUUUCCGGGAGGUGGGAGACCGCCUGCUUGAACGUUUCAAUGGAGCUUUUAAAGUGAUGGGUGGCAACGAUGGCAAGACACUCAUCCCCGUGGGGCGGAACAUCAAGCCACCAGACCGGCAGGACCUCAUCUACUCUGCUGACUCUCCUGACUUUUGUGUUGCUAACCGCAAGACAGGUUCACUGGGUACACGUGGGCGAGUGUGCAACAGCACCGCCAUGGACAUGAGUGGCUGUGACCUGCUGUGCUGUGGACGUGGUCACCAUGACGAGACACUGCUCCUGGAAGAGAACUGCCUUUGCCGCUUUCAUUGGUGCUGCGUGGUACAGUGUCGGAAGUGCACGGUACGCAAAGAGCUCAGCUUAUGCAUUUGAGUGGGUACAGAAAAGACAUUGGGCAGGAAUGGCACAGAGCAUGAAGACGAGGAAGGUACCCAGGUUGCCACAGAAUCCAUAGACAGGGAGCACAGUCAAGCUGUUAUGGGUAUAAGGGGCAUGGGUCAUUCUGGGCUGCCUUGGAUCCCCAGAACACAAACACAGGUUGUUUCCAAAUCCCUAUUGCUCUGCAUGGUUCCCAGCACUUGCUGGUUAUAACCUGUUGGUGUUAUUGGUUAUAACCUCCUCUGUGGCAGGUCCUGUGGCUCCAUCACUCCCUAGCUGGACAUCCACUUCUGGAGACAGGUCACCAGACAUUCUCCCAUCACCAGCCCUAUUAUCUUGGUCCUGUGGGUCUCUGACCAUGGGUCAUGCACAAUUUCCGUGGAGGGGAGUAUUGGGCCUCAUUUAUUAAUGGAUCUUUCCUGUGUUUGAAAGAACAGCAGAAGUUUCCUGAGUCUGACUACUCACUCCCAUGACUUCCUUGCUCCCCUUUAGUUGGGACUGCUGUUUCUCUCUCUACAUUAAUAAAGUUAUUUAAACUAACAGCCUUUUUAAAGAAUCCAGUGUUGCAAAAGGAAGUAUUCACAAGUGCAUUUAAUACAGAUUAGAAAUUUAAUUGUUCAUUUAAACUUUUUUCUUGUUCAAUCAGAGUGGUUAGAGGAUGGUAUAAAGAUGAAUUUCCAAGUAGUAAUGCAACACCAUGAAGUAAUCUUGGGAGCGUGUCCAAAAGCAUAGAGAGAUUAUCCUGAUUUGUGUUAGUGACUAGGAAGAUAAUGUUUAUUGCAAAUCAAUCUAAAAUAAAAGAGAACUUCUGUGGAGUAAGGGAUGUGGGGGGGGAUGGUGAUCUUUUGAUGUCAAGACAGCCUGGAUAAGAUUUGGUGGGGUAUAGUUAUCUGGGAUCAUGAGGGGUUGUAGACCCUUUACUUUUUUGGGUGCAGAGUCCUAGCUGGGUCCCUAUGUACAAGAUAAUCAGCAUGAAAGCGAAAUGUGUUAGCCACUGAGCAGAGUCCUUGUCCUUUCAUGCUGAUCAGAGCUAAUCACAGUGAAAGGAGAUGAGUCAGCCACUGAGAAGACUCUUAUCUGUAGCUAACACACACAACCUCCCUUUCAUUCUGAUUGGCUCCUAGGGAUGUCUGUUGUAGGGGAGUGUGGACUUGGAGGCGGCAUGGAGAUGAGGGAAAGUGGAAAGCACUGUUGUUAUGAGGGGGCAUGGUGUGACUAUCAUGAAGAGACACUGCACUUCUGAAUCUGCCACUACAUUACUGCGAUUUGGACUGAACUGGUAUGAAUGGCGGGUCCCAUAGACUUGUUUUGUAGCUUUUCAACAUUGUCCCUUACUUACACUUACAACAUGAGCUGUGGGAAACCUCUAGCAGCUGACUUGUGUAGACAGACAAGCAAGGCUCCCAGCAGGUAAAUGACACACCCAAGAUCAUACACAAUUGCCAAGCAGUUGUGGCCCUUCAGCAGCCUGUUUCUAGGUGCAUCAGUUUGGGGUAAUUUCUCUUUGAUUCCUUUUCUUUUUCACUAAUAACCCCCCCCAAUAAUAAAUUAAUGUGAGAAGCUUGAAGGUUGAUUCACACACACAUACACAUGCACAGAACACACACACACAGGUUUCUCCUAAUCACUUACUGAUGGGCAUUUCAAGAACCUUUUUCCCACCAGAGGGCGCUAAGGGCUUAAUGUAGCAUUGCAUGGGGCUGAGAAAGAAACAAACUGGGAUGGAUAGCACUGAAUUUCCAGGUGUGUGUGCCCUGGCAGAGUAGAGUAAAGUGACACCAGCCUGAUAGCAUAGUCCAAUAGGGUGCAUAGUCUGUUUGCAGUCUCUUGAAGCACCCCUUACUUUCAUCAUAAGAAUAAAAGUCACUUUGGACUGAUAAGCAUGCAUCCAAAGGGAUCUACGCUGAAGUGUCCUGUAGCCUGCACCACAGAGGCUGCCAGGGGAAUACUUGGAGCAAAGAUUUUAGCAAUGAGGAAGGGUGUAGAAUCUACCAAAGACUGGAAGUCAUAAUCUUUGGCCUGUUUUUGAUAAGAUGAAAAGUGGGAUUUUUGAGUGUUUGGAUAAUGGGUUUGUGAUAUUCUAGCUGAUGACCUGUCACUCAGCAUGAGGAACUGUAUCUUGUUAAGCUUCCCCUGCACUUUUGUAAUCUCUACCUCUGCUCCCUCUUUCUGUGCUUUUUUCUUGAUGCUGAUCUGCUCUGGUGUCACACUGACCCUAUUCAUGCAGAGCAAUCAUGCACCUGUAGCUGUUAUAAGCUUGCCUGCUAUGAUCUCAUGACAGGAGUGUUAGCAUUGGCCUUAGGAACGUUACCGCUGAAGGGGAGCAGAGAGAACUUUCUUCUACUUUAGAUUCUGAAUGCCAGUGCCCUUGUGCCUCUUACGCAGUGUAUGUCAACGCAACGCGGGCUUUCAAGUGACAAGGCAUAUUGACAGUUCAGCCCCAGAUGAAAACAGAUACCAUACUAUAUUUUUAUGCUAUUUCAAACUGAAAAAGGCCCACUCCUAGGAAAAGGUCUGGUAUUGGAUGGCUGCUAGUUAAAUGGGAGGACACACAAUUACACAUGAGUAUGUGUGUGCUGUUUGCUUGAGUAUGAAUAAGUACAUGUACAUGGGCACAUACACUUAGACCUCUACUUGCCCUCUGUUGGCUCAUUGUUUCUCCUCGUGCUGCAGCCGGGAUGUGUUGAGGGGGUAGCUCACUGUACCAUGACGAGGACAGGAACAUCUGAUUCUCCCAAAGUGAAGCCAUGUGUCAGCCUCACCACAACACAGGCAGAUAAUGAGAGGUUUCUCCCAGCAUGGUGGGAGCAGCAGAAGGGGUUGCUUGGGGCCUUGUUGCCCCAGGCAUUACUGGAGGGGUCAUUGCAGGUCACAAUGGAGCUUCCCUGCUAUCAUCAUCAACCGGCUUGAACUGUGACUUUCAAAUCGCUCCCUGACACUGGGCAGGGCGGUGCAUAACUAAGAACAACAGUAAGCCUGGUUUAGGUUAUUUUGGUAGUCUUGCCUACAUCUAUCUGCCUACCUGUAGGUAUUUAGUGUGCCUAUGAAUAUCAGUUGCUGGGAAUCACAAGUGAGGAGGGUCACUGCUUUUGAAUACCAAAGCCACUGCUUUUGAAUAUCAGUUGCUGAAUACCAGCCUAGCUUCCUUCCAUGCAAUCUGGGACAUAAUUCAUUAGCUAAGAUGAUUCAUCUCAACGUCACACUUGCCUGACCUCCAGAAUCAAGCCCUGGCUAACCCUUUCCCUGCCUCUCUUGCCUUUUUUCUGGAGGGGACUUGUUUUCAUUCACUGUCUGCUGGCUGGUUGUCCCAGCCAGCUCUCCAGAGAUCAAGGCUCCCUCUCUGCACCUGAAAAAGUUAGGGGAGGUGUGGCCCAGGGGACUAGGCCAUUUAUCUAGCCUGAAAGUCCAUUCAUCUAGCCUGAAAAUCUAGGAUAGCAUUAGCCCUUUAGUGGGGUAAAUAAAUGAUAGGGAAACGGAUCCUCUUUAAUUCCAAGUGGGAGAGUGCUGUUGCACUCAGCUCCUGCUUGCUGGCUUCCCAGAGGCAUCUAGUUGUCCAUUGUGAGAACAGGAUGCUGGACUAGAUGGACGUUUGGCCUGAUCCAACAGCUCUUAUGUUCCUACCUGCUCUAAGGCUCUCCCAGGCUCCCAUGGCGGUAGCUCCAAGAGACUCCUGGCCGUAGCAGUGCCAGUCAUCUCAGGGAACAUCAGCAGUUUAUUUAAGUCUCUUGCUAUAUUACUUGCAUUUCACAUGAUUUUAAUUAUAUUUGUAUUCCCCAUGUGGGGGAAGCCAUGACUGUUUAAAGUGAUAUGAUUUGCUUUAAAUGUCUAGUGCAGAAAGGGCCCUAAUCAGUGCCAUCCCAAGACAUUUUGCUGCCUAAAGGAAAGCCCAAAGGCUGUCUUGCUGUGCCAUAUAGACAAAAAUCCUGCCUUCAUCUAUCAUCCCAUCAUACCCAGCAUGGUACCGCCUGAAGUUGGUCACUUCAGUUUGGUGCUUAUAGCUUGCCUCAGUUUCCUUUCCACCCCACCCACCUCCAGUUUCAACUCAUUUCCUGGUACUGUUGAACCAGAAAUUUAUCCUCUUGCUCUAACUGCAAGAUUCAUCUCUCAUUUCUAACCCUACUCUAAAGCCCCACGUCUAUCUGUUGCAGAGGGUGGUGUGUGUGUGUAAGCAUACCACCAAUUUCAGAAGACACAGAAAAAUAUGUAAUUAUUAGGGGAUGUUUCCAAAUAGGUUCUACUAAAAGAUCCAUUGAAAGUAAUAUGCCUAAGUUUAUUCUGUCCAUUAAUUUCAGUAGGUCUCCUCUGAGCAUAGCUAACACUGGAUGCAAACCAGAAUUAUAUUCACUAAUAGGCAAAAAAACCUUGUGGUUUAAGAAUGUACCUAUAGCUAACAGAUAUUUCUAUCAAACUUUAAAAGGCAGGGAAAUUGGGCAGCUAUAGUGAAUGCACCAGGGGAGCAGGAGACCUGACCUCCUCUCUGAGAUAUUGGACUGCCUUACAAAUUUGUCAAAAUGCAAACACAAUUUGGGUUGGUCUUUCACAGUCCAAUCCACUUCCUAUGUAGCUUGGAAGAAUUUGAUAACAUGUGCCUCUGAGCAUAUGGUGAGUGGUGACAAUACCCGCCAUCUCCAAAGAUGGAGAAUUAUAUUUUUGUAUGUUUGUUGGUGUUCUUCUUACUUUGCUUCAUUCCUGUGUUACUAUUGUUUCUACAGAGAAUCUAAUCAAGAAAUUUUUUAUUUCUCUCAUUAUUCAUCCACACCAGGCCUUUAUUUCACUUUAGACAGUCAUGGCUUCUCCCAAAGAAUCCUGGGAAGUGUAGUUAGUGAAAGGUGCUGAGAGUUGCUAGGAGAUGCCCUGUUCCCCUCACAGAGCUUCAAUCAUGGUAGCUGACUAACCAGUCUGGCCAGGAGAACAGCAGUCUCCUCUCAGCACCCUUCACAAACUACACUUCCCAGGAUUCUCUGAGGGAAGCCAUGACUGUCUCAUGUGAAAUCAAAGUCUGGUGUGGGUGUGGCCCCCUGACUAGCCAAGCCAAGCAGCUGGGAGUCUGGCUUUUAGAACACUGACAGUAGGUUCUUAUUGAGCAUGCCUGACAUUAUCAUUCAGUUCAAUGCAAAUUUUCUUUAAUUAAAAAUCAGCCAAGCAUUUUUUUUUAACUUUUAAACUGCAGAAGAUGGUCAGAGUAUGGAGCAAAGUCAGUAACAGGAUUACAGGUCCUUUGUGAACAUGGCUGAUUUUUAAUUAAUUUCAGCAGAUUAUGAGAAUUCUCAGAGAAAAAAGUCCAAAAGGGGUCUGGUUUUUUCUCUCUCUCUCUUUAAACUUUGAACUCUUUUUCUGACUGUUUUGUUUAUCACCAUGAAAAUUGAGAGGGUUGUUAAGCAAGCGUUUCUGAGUUCAGGACCAUAUGUUUUGUACGGUUUUGUUUUGAAAUGAGUUUAUGGGAAGCAUCAGAAUGGCAUGGGGGGUAUUUUCAAUUUAACAUUGCGGAAUGUGAAAAAUCCAUGCUGGCUAUAGUAUACAGCCGCUCUCAUGGCUGUAUAAUCAAUGGUGGCCUCAGACUGUUGCACUUUUUUGUUUUGUCCUGCCUCGAGUUCAAGGUGAUGUGCCUUUUUUAACCAUAGGUGAUUACAAACAUAAUUACACAGUAUGACUGUAUUAAUACAAUAUAAAUGGUAUAAAUACUGAAACAAUAAACCAAAUAAUCAAAUUAGGAUAAUGACAGUUCCCAGUCACCAUGACAGUUCCCAAUGUUCCCAGUGCCACAGCAAAGAAAGCCACUUGAUGAGUGACAGACAUACUUCUUUUGAUCUCCCAGUAAAGGACAAAUCUUUGUUCAGCUCAUACCCAAGAUUAUAAAGCGGGCCGCCGGAACAAAACAAUUGGCUCUCUGGAAUGUAUAAAUGAAACACUACAAUGAAAAAUCUCCAUUUCCUCAUAUUCAAAAAUGCAGCUUGGUAUAAUGUCCCUCCAAGUACAUAGAUGGCAGUGUCUGAAAAUCCUCACACUGUAAAGGCCCCAUAUAAGGAAGCAUGAAAUUAAGAUUUCACAGUGUUGGAGCCCUAUAUAUAUAUUGAUAUAAUGGGGAAAAUAAUUAUUAAUCUUCAUGUCUUCUUGAAUACUGUAAUUGUCAACUCUAUUUUUGAACAAAGUUUGGUACUCCCUGCCUCUGUUGUUACCUAAGGAAGUAAUUCUAGGCCAUAGAUCUGAUCUACCUUUAUAUACUGCUGCAGUCAGUUCAUGUUAAAUCUUUUGCUCUGCUAGCUAGCAAGCACAUUUUAGGAAGUUGUGAAUCCUUCACAAGGCAAGGCUAAAGCCAAUACAAAAUGAGGGCUUCAUGAGCAGAUCUUAAAGCCUAUUUCUGUUUUCAAUUGCAUUACUGGAAUGCCUUGAGGUAGAGCAAGGCAUGCUCUUAAAAACACUUUUGAAGGAUUUUAAGGGAACUAAUGUUUGCAUGUCCCCAUGCAGAGCUGUGAGGUCACCUUUCCUGAUAAUAUUUUGAGUGCUGGAACUACUAAGUUUCCACCUCUUCCUCAGGUAAAGUUCCACAUUCCUUAAGAAAUUCUGCAAGCUUUUAAUUUAGGAACUGCAAUCUGGGGUAGCCAGGAGCAUUUUUCUUGGGAAAGUAUAUCCAGAGAUAUGUAAAGGUUUUGACCUGUUCAAUUACAUGCCCAUCAACUCUCUGUCUAUACCUGGGGGGUCUUUUGCCAACCACUACAAUUUUUGUUUUGGAAUAAUUUAUUAGCAAUUCUUCUUUCUUGCAGAAACUGCUAACAUCUCUCAUCAGUCUCCUUAAGUGUAUUUAUGUAUGUGAAAUCAAAAGCAUAUUUUCAAUGUGCAUUAUAACAGUAGACUACAUUUUAAAAUGUAGGCUAGGAAAUAUUCAUUCAGCUCCUUCUGUUCACUUAUUACAUAAAAAUUAAACAAAAAUGGGAGCUGUCAGUCUUCGUAUACCCCUUGCAGUAGGAUUUUCUCAAACAUAUAUCCUUCAGUUCCUACUCUGAUGCAUGUUACAUGAAGUUCCAUACAACUUUCUUCAGAGUGUUUUUUUUUAAUGAAAAGCAAGUAUGUGAAGUUGCAGUUGGAAGCAUAGGAGUGAUGGGUAUGUGUGAUUAACAAUUUCCCUUCUGUCUGUUUUCUACUGAAAUUGCACUGCUCUCAAGUUACUUUUCUUCCAUAGGGCAGUGGUGGCUGGUGCCCAUUGGGAUUGGCAGGGCAGAAGGCAGGUGUCCCAUUUUGUUGUUGCUAUGUGCCUUCAAGUCGAUUACGACUUAUGGCAACCCUAUGAAUCAGUGACCUCCAAGAGCAUCUGUCGCGAACCACCCUGUUCAGAUCUUGUAAGUUCAGGUCUGUGGCUUCCUUUAUGGAAUUAAUCCAUUUCUUGUUUGGCCUUCCUCUUUUUCUACUCCCUUCUGUUUUUCCCACCAUCAUUGUCUUUUCUAGAGAGUCAUGUCUUCUCAUUAUGUGUCCAAAGUAUGAUAACCUCAGUUUCAUUAUUAGCUUCCCUGCCAUAAGGUGAAAGAUACAAGUCCCUGCAGGGGAAAGGGUUAAGCAACCCCUCCUUGCUUCUUGCUCUUUACUGGUUUUCCACUCAAGAUUGCAGCCUCCUGUGGCUGCUUUUCAUUAAAAACAUAUUCAGGGGAAGUUAUAUGUCACUGCAUGUAAUGGCCUUAAUUCUCAUGUCU